Neoarthrinium moseri is the source of this 1194-nucleotide messenger RNA. RefSeq lists its product as uncharacterized. Bases 1 to 1194 code for a protein of 397 amino acids. The record is from RefSeq and is a predicted model, not a curated record. Gene Ontology annotation, molecular function: O-methyltransferase activity. NCBI's taxonomy places the organism in Eukaryota, Fungi, Ascomycota, Sordariomycetes, Amphisphaeriales, Apiosporaceae. The transcript is spliced from 3 exons.
AUGGACGUGGUGUCUACUCUUGAUGCAAUCAAACCAGAGUCUUUCAGCACUGACGCUGAUCGCUACGCAGCAAAGCAGGCUGCCUUUAGGCUUCUCUCAAGACUACAGACACCCUUCGAGCGGUCAUGGGCAUUGUCAUUCGAAACACCAGUAUUGGUAGCUGGCCUGCAAACCUGCCAAGAUCUUGGUAUCUGGGCCACAUGGUCAGAAAUCGACAAGGUAGAUGAAGGAGCGCCGCAAAGCCUGGACAGCAUUUUGACGAUGUCCAACUCCAAGGUUGAUCCAAACCUUCUCCGUCGUUUGUUAAGGCACAUGGCCGCUCUCCAUAUUCUUGAGGAAACAGGAGCCGACAUGUGGAAACCUACGCCAUUUUCGUUGGCGAUGGGAGAUAGGGUUUCUUACAUUGACCAGACUGUUCAGUGUGGACUUGACCAUACCAUACCGACGGGUGUCAACCUACCUAAAUUCCUCGCGAAGCAUGAGUACCAAGAACCUGUUGACAAGUCAAAAUUCGACAAUUACUGCGAUUUGUUUGGGAAUGACUUCUUUGCUUACUGCCAAAAGAACCCAGGCGCAGGUGGAAGUUUCAUCGGACUGAUGACCGCCCUUAGGAACCACAAAAUGGACUGGACAGAGGUCUACGAUACAAACAAGCUGUUUCAGGAGGCAAAGGCUCAGGAAGGGGUCCCUUUCUUUGUUGAUGUAGGCGGCGCACACGGUCUCGACACGGCUAGAAUACUGGCGAAGCAUCCUGAAAUGCCUGCGGACUCCCUUGUCGUCCAAGACCUGCCAGACGUUAUCGCAUUGCACGCGAAGGAGAAGCUUGAUAGCCGCAUCAAACAGAUGUCGUACGACUUCUUCACCCCUCAGCCGGUUGAGGGUGCCAGAGCAUACUUCUUUCAUGCUGUUCCCCAUGACUGGCCAGACGCCGAUUGCGUGAGGAUCUUUGAGCAGGUCAAGGCGGUAAUGAAACGAGGCUUCUCAAAGGUGCUCAUUUAUGAGAUUGUGUUGCCUCCCCAAGGGGCGACGAGUCUCAUGACAACCAUGGACUUACAAUUAAUGAACUGCACUUCUGGUUUUGAGAGGACAGAAGAUCAUUGGAAGAAACUUCUGAGUAGUGUUGGACUCAAGGUCGUGAGUAUUUCAAGCCAUCCUAGAGCUCUCGAAGGCGUUAUUGAGGCAGAGCUCGUAUGA